GCCCCCACCUGGGACGCGCGACGUCACCUGAGCACCGGGGCACCGGAGCGUACCUGUCCCCACAGGUAGCGCGCCGCCUGAGAGCAGCGGUCCGGUGAACCAGGAGCGGCCGCGGGUAGGGGGGCGGGGAGGCUUCUUUUACCUGCCAUGGCGGAGUCUCAGCUGGUCUGCAUGGACGACGACCACGUCAACGAGAAGAUCCCGGAGUCCAGACCCGAGUUCUACUACAGCGAGGAGCAGCGGGCGGCGCUGGAGCAGCUGCUGCGGAGCGGGGACGGCGCCUUCAAGAUGCGGCUCAAGGAGGACAACACCAGGGACUUCCUCUCCGCCAGGGAGGUGAAAUCCAUCCGCAAAACCUUUCACGAGUACGACACCGACAGCGACUACGAGUCCGGAGAGCACGAGAAGUCCAAGGGGUCCCCCAGCGCGGACUCCGGCGUCCACUCCACCUACUGGCCCCAGAUGUCCGACACCGAGGUCCCGUCUCUGGACAUCGGCUGGCCCGGCAGCAGCGGCCUCUACAAGGGGGUGACCCGGGUGUCCGUGUACACCCAUCCGCCCAAAGAGCCCGGGCCGCACAUCAGGGAGGUGGCGAGGCGACUGAUCCAGGAGUCACACAAGGUGGUGGCCAUAGUCAUGGACCUCCUGACGGACCUGCAGAUCCUCCAGGACCUGCUGGAGGCCUCGUCGCGGCGCGGAGUGGCCGUCUACGCUGUGCUGGAGGCCGGGGGGGUGCCCCACUUCCUGGAUAUGUGUGCUCGGCUGCAGAUCGGCGCGGCACACCUGCGGAACCUCCGUGUGCGGAUGGUGAGAGGUGCAGGACUGGCCCUGUCCUUUGGCAAACUGCCCGGCUCCUUGUCUUCCAAGUACAUGCUGGUGGAUGGAGAGAAAGUCAUGUUUGGGUCUUACAGCUUCACCUGGAGUUCGUCUCGACUGGACAGGAACACGAUCACGGUGAUGUCGGGACAAAUCGUGGACUUCUUCGACAACGACUUCAGGGAGCUGUACGCCGUGUCUGAACAGGUGGACCUCUACAGGGAGUUCAACAUCACCAGGCCGCCCGUUGCCACGCCCAUCACGAAGCCAGUGGUGGAGCAAAACUUGCCUUUGCCCGUCUCCACGUCUCGCUUUCAAAUAUCGGUCGGGGCAUCCAGACAGAUCGACCUGAAGGUGCCAGCUCAUAAAUACCACAAUCCCAAGUACUCUCUGGUUUUUGGGAACAGCACGGGCCUUACGGGUUCCCUGCAAGACCUGUCGACUCCGAGGGACCCGCUGGUUGGUGGGCUGACCCAGAGGAAUGGCCUGCAGAGCAACUUCAGGGAAAAGGUGGGCCGAGUGUCCCCGAAGAGUCCUGGUUCACCUGCAGAGGAGGAGGAUGAGGAUGGAAAGGGAGGCCCGAAGAAAAACCCGCCGCUCGGAGCGAAGAAACAGCGCAGCUCCUUCAGGCACUUCUUAAAAGGCAGAGGAGCCGCUCAGAGCGUAGAGACUAUAGAGGAAGGUGUGGUCUCUCCUCAGAGCCCUACGCCCACCUGGAAAGUGGCAGACACCAAUGGCGUUGCGGGAAAUGAGCUGGACGACUCGUUUGAGAUCAUCGAGAAACCAGGUCCACUGAAAUCCAAAAACAAGAAGCCCUCAAAGCUCAUUCAGAGGAGUAUGUCUCUGCAGACCAUCAACACAGGAGAUGACGACGGACUCAAAAGCCGGCGGCGGCAUCAGAAGAAGAACUGCAUCCAGUCAUGAGAUGGAAAACUACAGCCCUGUCAUUAGGGUUGUAAAGAGCAGCCGGAGGAACUGAUGGUUAAGCAUUAUGCAACGGCUGAGUCACCGUGUCAACUUACCGUAACCAGGUGAUGUGACUUUACGAGAGAGACGAGUGCAGCCAGUGUCUCCGGCCUGUUCCACCGCUUGAGUUUGGGUGAAAGUCCUUUUCUGUGCCUCAUGGGAUUCACCACCGAAGAGAUGUCGUUUAACUAAUCAUGUGAGGGGAAAAACCCUCUCACCUUGUAGCCACAGGGCGGAUGGAUCUCAUUGCCAAGGGUUGUUUUUAUAUUUUACAGUUGUACGCUUGAACCUUGACAAACACAGAGUAGCCGUGGCGUGACCCAGGGAGCGUGGGGGGGAGGGGUUACGUCACGCCUCUUGGUUGCCCUGGAGACAGGAAAAGUGAUCACUUGUGGUGUUGUCUCACCUUACGGGGGACCCUCGGUAACUGAAUAAGUGUGUCGCGCAGGCUGUGAAUAAUGUAGUGUCGACACAGUCCUGCUUUAUCAGAGGAUGUUGUUUCUAAGCCUGUUCGUGCCCGCGGCACCUGUACGUCUGCACUUAGGGAUUUUGGUUUUAAUCCAGGUGAAACUGAAAGACAUUAAAAUGAGAAUCCUUGAGAACCACUUGAGACGCAAAUAAUCGCGUUUUUCUUUUUUUUUUGUAAAAAAUAAAAUAAAAA
Molecule: messenger RNA, 2443 nt
Organism: Xiphias gladius (swordfish)
Lineage: Eukaryota; Metazoa; Chordata; Actinopteri; Istiophoriformes; Xiphiidae
Gene: sack1fa
Product: family with sequence similarity 83 member Fa
Exons: 5
Coding region: 148-1740 (530 amino acids)
Source: RefSeq, a predicted model, not a curated record